ACAUUGUUUACAAUGGAAACAGAUAUUAUUUAGAUUCACAUCUGAUUCCUAUGGCUGACUUAGAACUGCGAGGGAGCCGGCCCCCAUCAGUCGUGGGUAUUAGACCCCCGUCUUCAGGUCGACCCAGGUCAGGGUACAAGGUCAUUGCAGACCACUCAGACGUGGACGAGCUGCUGUUUACGUCUCAUCACACACGGAGUGACAGUGAGGUCCUCUUCAGACCCCCCUGGUCAACAGCUUCGCAGGAUAAGAUUGAAAAAAAGAAACCAAAAAUGCGGCCCAUGUUGUGGGCCCCGGACCCCCGUCAGUCAGUUACUACUAGUCACUCAGACCAAAAGGGUUUCAAAGGCUCAAUGUGGUCAACAAACCAUGCAGAUCUUAAUCGAUACAGGCCCGUGAAACAGAAGCCGUCAUUUUGUGAUGAGAUGCUGUUUGGACACAAAUUAGAAGAGCCUUCAUUUGAUGCACCAUGGGGAGAAAAAUCAAAAAGACCUCGACCGUUCUUGUGUUCCCCUGUGGACUAUGCUAAACUCACGCGUGAAGGCUCAACAUUAAGCGCCAAGUAUUCGUCUGUUGGGACGUUGGAUGGUCGUCCCCCGUCUAGGCAAGGCCGGCGCCCAGCGUCCGCAAAUACCAGACCAGUAACUGUGGAGACUUCAUACGAUAUUAAUGUUAAGCCAACUUGGAAGCCGUAAUUUAUAUUGGUGGGCGCUCUGGAAACGGGUCAUGCAUGUGCCUAAAGUGUCCUAUCUGAUAAGCAUGUUCAGUCCACACAUGGUCAUCAAGGACGUUGCUUUUUGCAUAAAUAUAAAUUUCUAUAGGAUCAGGCUUCCUUUAAAUUGAAAAUACCAUAAAAGCGAAUCACACAGGCUUAUCUGGGAUGACACUAUAUGCACCUGUAUUUAGCCCAGGCACAUGAAUGGUGAUCCACGGUUAGCAAUUGGUUCGAUUUUUUUCUUAUAUUAAUUUGCAUAAAAGUUCAGAGCUAAAAGGAAGAUACUAUUUAUUUGAAAUUUAACUACAGGGAAAACUCCUAAAUUGACAAUUCUGGUAUAUAGAUAUCCCUGAUUUGUGGAAUUCAGGCAUUAGGUUUGCACCAUGCUUUAAGGUCUUUGGGGGGAAAGGCUGUGUACUAGUAAUGUUUUCACCUUGUAGUGAAUUGUAAAGUGUCACGUUUGUUUAAUGAAUAUUGUUUUAGCAGUAAACAAAUUUUUGAUGAUAAAAGAUAUUGUUCAUUUAAACAUGAUGUAACCAUAUGGGUAAAAGAAUUUUACUAUUUAUUGUAUGUUUGUUGGUGCUUUUUAAAUAGAUUAUGGAUGCAGAAAGUGUAAAACAGAAAAUGAAUCCGGAAAUUGUGUAAAGAACACAGUUUGUUCAUAAGGAGUAAUAUUCCUUUGUCCUACAGUUGUCAACCUCCUUUUGAAGAGUAAACAUUGGAAAUAACAACUUGAAUAUGAAUGUAUGGUUCCAGAUUAUUGGUUAGUGGUGGUUUUGCUAAGUGUUGGAUGAAGUGGAAGUGCGCUGAAAUGUAGUAUUUUAGCAUAAUCAUGACACAUGUUUAAUUGUUUAUUGUUAUCAGAGGGUUUAAUCACAUGAAAAUAAACCCCUUUUCAAAGAGCAGGCCCAUAUUUAUUUUAUAUCAUUUUUAGUGGUUAUAGUGGUUGGAUAUUUUUAUAUUUUCUUGCCGCUGUAGUAUAUAAAUUUGUAAAUCUUGUACUUAUGAGUAUUGCUUGUGUAUAUAUUCUGUGGUAAAGGUACAUGGGAGUAUUAUUUCAAGCCUUUUAAAUAUGAAAUCUUAUCCUCACAGUACAAUGUGCUCUUUUGUGCUUACUUCAACUGAAUGUGUGAUUUAACAAACGUCUUGUGCUUUUCAAAGGAACAGAACAUUUCUUUAACAACAAGUACCAGGAAUUUGUAUCUUUGACUAAGAUUUGACAUUCCGUUGAAGUCGGGUUGCUUAUUUACUAGAAACACAUUCAAUGUAUUAAAGUGUGAUUUCUAUAUUGUUUUCCUUUGUGACAUGUUAACACAUACUCCCAAUAAUUUUUAUUAGUUGGAUUUAAUGUGUGACUUAAAAAGUGAAAUAAAUUAAAUGUUGAUGCAUAUAAUUGUAGACACUAAGCAGGGGUUUUCCUCGCUUCAUUGUGAAGAGGCCCUAGCCUAUGUAUUUUGGGAAGAAGUUGCUCAUUUUGGGAAGAAUUCUCGCUAAAAUUACUGCUUUGGGAAAUGAAAAAGCUGGUGUUAGUUAGGAUUUUGGGGAAAACUGCAUGAUUUUAAAGAAAUGUUCAAUUGGGAAGGGGCCCUUUAAUAGGCCCCUGUUAUAUAAGGCUGAAAACCUCUGCGACUAUAUAUAAGGCUUGGACAUUUGCAUCAAUUUCUACCUCCUAAUUUUACUCAACCUUAAAUUUCUAAUUAUUUCUUGUGUGGAAGCAUACAUGUACUGGUACCUUGUUAAGUUUUUUGAUUUGAUGGAUAUGUAAGCCUUCUUUAUUUGUUAUUAAAGCUUAGACAUAAUGAUAGAAAUGAGCCAUGCUGUGUGCUGUGUAAAAAAGGGGGCUCAAUGCAUGUGCGUUAAGUGUCGACAACACAUUCUGUUUUUAGGAUAUUUUUGUUUCAAGAAUCUCUCUUCCUUGCAAAAAUCAAGUUAAGGCUGAACGUGUUGUCCCUGAAUAGCCUUCGUGGACUGCACAGGCUAAUCUGGGAUGACACUUUACGCACAUGCAUUAAACUCCCUUUUCAUAGAGCACGGCUCAAAUAUAUAAUUAUUGAAAAAAAAGGCAUUAUGAACGUUCGUAAAGUGUUGCACACUUUUUCUGCUAAAACAGGAUUUUUGCUAAGAAUAAGAAGGACUUCCUCAUCAGAAUAAAUAUCAGAAAACUGCACAGGCUAAUUUUGAACGACGCUUUACACACAUGCCAGGUCUUCUCAGAGAGUGGCUCGUUUAUACUAUUGACUAAGAGAAUCAGAGAUAGGCUUGAUUGGUCAUUGUCAGCUUGGGUAAUACUUAAAUGUACCCCCUCCUCUUAAAGCCACACACCUUGAAAUGAAAUACAUGUUAAUCAAUACAUAUAGAUGCAAUUUAAAAGUAUGCAAAAUUGUCAUAAAAUCUAUAGCCAAGUUAGCAAGUUAUUAAUUUUUUUUUUUAAUUUUAAAACCAAAAGUAGGAUUUCUAUACAUGUACGUCUAUUUCGACAAACACGAUUAUUUUUAAGUUUUAAAGCGCGAAAAAGACGGAUUUCUACCUUGUAACCACCAGAUAUAUUCUAAUUGGCAUCAUCUAAGAUAAAAUUAAAUCUAUAGCCUACUUAGCAAGUAUUUUAUUAUUUUUCAAACGGUACCGCUUUUAAAACCGAAAGUUACUAUGGAUUUCUAGACGUAUACGUCCAUUUCGACAAACGCAAUUAUUUUUUUAAAGCACAAAAAAGACAGAUUUCUGCCUUGUAACCACCAGAUAUAUUCUAAUUGACAUAGAUAAAAUAUGUUUUUUAUUUAUACUUAAAUUUACUAUGCCAUGUAUUUCAUUUCAAGGUGUGUGGCUUUUAGUAUACUUGAAUGUACUUAAAUGGGAACCCGGGUACGAAAAUAUACUAACCAGUUCCCGACCAAUUAGACUGUACCAGAGUUUACAUUCUCAUCCAAAAUCUUAUGUUGUAAAAGGCGUAACUCUUUGGACAAAACCUGCCUCAAUGUGCUUUUUAUGUCCCCGACCACUAUAGUGGGGGGACAUAUUGUUUUUGCCCUGUCUGUUGGUUGGUUGGUUUGUGUGUUUGUUUGCUCCAACUUUAACAUUUUGCCAUAACUUUUGCAAUAUUCAAGAUAGCAACCUCAUAUUUGGCAUGAAUGUGUAUCUCAUGGAGCUGCACAUUUUGAAUGGUGAAAGGUCAAGGUCAUCCUUGGAGGUCAAAAAAACAAAUCCAAGGGAAGUAAUAAGCUUUUCAGGGAGAUUAUUAUCUGAACCUGCCAAAUGAUAAAAAAUCAAUUAAAAAAUCAAAGCGGCGCAAUAGGGGACAUAGUGUUUCUGACAAACACAUAUCUUGUUUGAGUAGGAGUUUUGAUAAUACUGAGGCCAUUUUACAGAAUAUUGACAUAAAUACUGUAUGAACAUAAUUAAUUCAACAGCCGAAAAAGACCAAUCUAGCGUUAGAAUUCCAGGGUACAUUUCAGUAUAUUUUCCGUACCCAGGGUACAUUUCAGUAGUACCUGAGCCGACAAUGACUAAUCAAGCCUGAAUAAGUCUUGUCAAUCACUCAGAGGUCAAACUUAUAUUCAUUGUGAAGGGAUUGACAGAUGUCUGCAUACUUCUAUUAGUUUGAUGCUAAUACUUUGCCAAACAUACGAAAAUGAUUGCCUUUUUUCUACUGGUUGAUUUUUAUACUGCUGUAGCUUUUCUUCAGCAUCUGCAGAUGCUGAUAGGCAUAAAGCCAUUUGCCUGUUUGUUUUACAGUUCCUCACUUUGUCCUUCUGUCCAUCCUUACUAGGUUAACCCAAAAUGAACAUUUUGUCUCACAUGAAUAAUUAUUGUUAAACAUCUCUUAUACUUGGAUGAAUGGUGUCUUUGAAGACAUUAACACACAAAAAUGACCUUACAUCAUUUUUACGAUGCUAUGUACCUUCAUAAUGACGAAGACUUAUUCAGAAGGUCAAAAUUCUUGGCUAAUCCAAAAUGACGUGUUUCUUCUCACAUCAAUAAUACUACAUUCAAAGCUUUGAUUCUUGCAUGAAGGAUGUCUUUGAAGAUUUAAAAAUGCAUCCACAACCUCAUGACCUUGACUUGAAACAACUUGUUGGCUUAGACUUAUUCAAAAGGUCCAAAGUCUUGGUUAACCCAAUAUUACACGUUUUGUCUUAAUACUAAGCUUUGAUUCUUCUAUUUGGCUGUGCUCUGUGAAAAGGGGGUUUAAUGCAUGUACGUAAAGUGUCAUCCCAGAUUUGCCUGUGCAGUGUGACCUGACCUUCUUUUGGCCAAAAUUGACUUACAUUCGGACUAAGACUUACUUUUAGGGGCCAUUCAAUCAAAGCUGUACCAGGUUUUUGCUGGGUGUGAUCGGGGUAUGCAUUUAUUGAACACAGUAUCUAAUUCUUGCCUGUUUUUGCUGAAAUCUCCUGUGAUGACUAUGGUGUCUUGACAGAUUCUGCAUUUGUAUUUUGGCUUACAGUUUUUUGAACAACAAAAACAAUCACUUAUAACACUAUUGGUUAUCUAAUGCAUCUAUUGUAUUAAUUGUUGUAUAUACUUUUUAUUAAAUGGGUUCAUGCUAACAUGUUACCGGUAAUGAAAAUUAUUUUGUUUUUAAAUGUUAACAAAAAAUAAAAGCAACAUUAAAUUUGUAAAAAAAAAAUUAAUACAAUGUGUUAAAUAUAUUUAUUUUUUUGCAUAUUAUAGACUUGUAUUGGUGUUAAAUAUACUCACUGGUUUGAUUGUUUUCUUUUUAAAUAUAUUUUAUUGGUUUGUUUUUAUUGUGGUAUUUUGUUUUGUUCUAUUAUUGUUUCUCUUGUGUUGCUCACGAUUCAUCUUCAUUACAUUUUUAUCAUACAUCUUCGUCUGCUUGCGAAAGCAGAAUAUUGAAUUUUUCAAUAAAAUACCACUUUCUUGAAGAGAAAAAAACGCAACGUCUGCAGUGCAAAAUAGGCUCACCUACCGAGCAUUGGCAUUAAGUUUCCAGUUCACCGGAAAUAAUUCAAUGCUAUUAUUAAAGACCAUACUGUAGUUCUAAUGAAACUAAAUUACAGGUAAUUAUCUGUUGGAGAGAAUGUCUUUUGAUAAUAUUUGCUUUAGAAUAUGCCUGGGGCCAAUGCUAUUUACUUCAGUGUUCUUUUGGUACACUUUAAGUAUACUCACUUAAUUUACCCAGGAGCCAUCAUUAGCCGUCGCGUGUAUAGAAAGAAUAAGAUAUAGAGAAUAUUUUUUGGAUUCAUAGAAUAUCCAUUUUAUUUCACGAGUGAUCAUAUAAAAUAUAUAUUUUGUAUGAUCGCGAGUGAAUUAAAAUCGAUAUCCCAUCGAAUCAAAAACAUUUUCUUUUUAUUUUUUGCUUUUUUCACCGUUAAUUUAUAUUGUAAAAGAGUUUAACUGGAUAAUGACGCUGGAUUUACGACCUCAUUUCGUCGAAAAAAUGAUGUCAUUUCACAGUAAAACAGUGCACUGUUAUUUUUCACUGUUUAAAAACAGUGAAAUAUCAGUUUUAUUUCACUUAUAUUUAACCAGGUUUUCCGAAGGAAAAAACUGGUUAUUAGAUUGGUAAAUGCAGGCGGGCUGGCUGGCUGGCGGGCGGAACAAGCUUGUCCGGGCCAUAACUUUGUCGUUCAUUGUGAGAUUUUAAAAUCAUUUGGCACAUUUGUUAACCAUCAUUAGACGGUGUGUCGCACGAAAAAAUUACGUCAAUAUCUCCAAGGUCAAGGUCACACUUUGAGUUCAAAGGUAAAAAAUAGCCAUAAAUGAGCUUGUCUGGGCUAUAACUAUGUCAUUCAUUAUGAGAUUUUAAAAUCAUUUGGCACAUUUCUUCACCAUCAUGGGACGGUGUGUCGCACGAAAGAAUCACGUCAAUAUCUCCAAUUUCAAGGUCGCCACGACUAAAAAUAGAUUUAUUUUAAAACAAACUUACAAAGGGGGUUAAUUUUGUUUGUUCAUUUCAAAAGUUCAGUUUGAGUUGUCUCCCUUUAUCAGAUUUUUUUCACAAUGAAAACCUAGUUUUGUGACAAUUUUGUCCCUUGUUCUCUAUAAACCACCGCAAAGCAUAAAAUAAAAGUCGUUAUUUCUUUUUACAUUGUUCCUAUUCCUAAAUGCGAUUUCUUGCAUUUGAUGAGUAUGAUAAGAGAUUUCAACAAAUAUUUUUUUACAAGUAAUUUGGGAGUGGAGCUAUAGGGUGACUUUUCUUAAAGUUUUUGAAGUUAUAAAACAUGGGCAAAUGAAUACCUGGUUUCAGCAGUGAUUCACGCAUAUAUCAAUACCAUAUUUUUCUUAGAAAAAAUACAGUAUUAUUGCAAAUAAAUAUUAUAUAUUUUACUGGUUAUAAGAAAUGUUGUUAAAUAAAAUGUAUAUCAACGACAAUGACAUUGCUAUGUAUGCAUGUUCAACAUAAAACUGUUGUGUGAUGUACUUGUAUGCAUAUUAUUUAGAGUCAACAAUGCGAAAUGAAUAUAGCAUGUCAUGAAUAUAA
Messenger RNA from Dreissena polymorpha, 7154 nucleotides. RefSeq names its product RBPJ-interacting and tubulin-associated protein 1-like. NCBI's taxonomy places the organism in Eukaryota, Metazoa, Mollusca, Bivalvia, Myida, Dreissenidae. The transcript has 3 exons. The record is from RefSeq and is a predicted model, not a curated record. Gene Ontology annotation, cellular component: nucleus; cytoplasm. Gene Ontology annotation, biological process: Notch signaling pathway; nuclear export; negative regulation of Notch signaling pathway. The coding region runs from base 51 to 695 and encodes 214 amino acids. Gene Ontology annotation, molecular function: tubulin binding.